ACCCCGGUGUUUGCGCCUGCGCAGUAGUGCAGAGCUUUGUUAUGUGAUUUCAGUAUGGCGCUUAGCAAAACGUUUGGACAAAAACCGGUGAAAUUUCAGCUCGAGGAGGAUGGGGACUUUUAUAUGAUCGGAUCGGAGGUGGGAAACUACCUCCGUAUGUUCAGAGGCUCCUUGUACAAACGAUACCCGUCAUUAUGGAGGAAACUGGCCUCAGUAGAAGAACGCAAGAAAAUCGUAGAGUCGUCCCACGAUCACGGCUACACCCAGUUGGCCACCAGUGUGACUCUGCUGAAGGCGUCGGAGGUGGAGGAGAUCCUGGAAGGGAACGAUGAGAAGUAUAAAGCAGUGUCCAUCAGCACAGAGCCGCCGGCGUACAUCAGGGAACAGAAAGCCAAGAGGAACAGUCAGUGGGUUCCCACUCUGCCCAACAGUUCCCACCACCUGGACGCCGUUCCCUGUUCCACCACCAUCAACCGCAGUCGACUGGGCCGCGACAAGAAGAGGACUUUCCCCCUGUGCUUCGACGACCACGACCCGGCGGUCAUCCACGAGAACGCCACCCAGGCCGAAGUCCUGGUUCCGAUCCGUCUGGACAUGGAGAUCGAAGGCCAGAAGCUCAGAGACGCUUUCACCUGGAAUAUGAACGAGAAGCUGAUGACGCCUGAGAUGUUCGCUGAGAUCCUGUGUGACGACCUGGACCUCAACCCGCUGGCGUUCGUCCCGGCCAUCGCCUCCGCCAUCCGACAGCAGAUCGAGUCAUACCCGACAGACAGUAUCCUGGAGGACCAGACGGACCAGAGGGUCAUCAUCAAGUUGAACAUCCACGUGGGGAACAUCUCGCUGGUGGACCAGUUUGAGUGGGACAUGUCCGAGAGGGAGAACUCCCCGGAGAAGUUUGCCCUGAAGCUGUGUUCGGAGCUGGGUUUAGGAGGAGAGUUCGUCACCACCAUCGCUUACAGCAUCCGAGGUCAACUGAGCUGGCACCAGAGGACGUACGCCUUCAGUGAGAACCCGCUGCCCACUGUGGAAAUUGCCAUCAGGAACACAGGCGACGCCGACCAGUGGUGCCCCCUGCUGGAGACGCUGACAGACGCAGAGAUGGAGAAGAAGAUCAGAGACCAGGACAGAAACACCAGGCGAAUGAGGCGACUGGCGAACACGGCUCCUGCCUGGUAGAACCAGAGGCUCCGCCCCCUCCAGGAGGUUACGGCGGACGGCGGUCCCGGAGACGCUCCUCCUCCUCCCGUUGGGUCUGGAUGCGUUCGUGCUCGGCCUCGGUCCGCCGUACGCCGUCGUCUUUUCUUAUUAAUAUUAAUAUUGGGUUGUGUUUGGCGACGCCCCCCUAGAAAACGUCCCUCCUUCGUGUUUCCCUUCUCGUCCGUCGCCAUGGAGACGAUCUCGUUUCAACCACUGACUCUGUUUCCCCGACCUCGCAGGGAGAACGCACACCACCGGUCUCAGAUAAUAUAUUGUUUUUUUGUUGUAUUUGUUGUCUUUUGUACAUUUUAAUAAUUCUUACAAAAUAAAAAAAAAAAAGUGACUGAACUUUA
This is a messenger RNA of Sphaeramia orbicularis (orbiculate cardinalfish), 1550 nucleotides long. RefSeq names its product SWI/SNF related BAF chromatin remodeling complex subunit B1a (gene smarcb1a). NCBI's taxonomy places the organism in Eukaryota, Metazoa, Chordata, Actinopteri, Kurtiformes, Apogonidae. The transcript is spliced from 9 exons. The record is from RefSeq and is a predicted model, not a curated record. Gene Ontology annotation, cellular component: nuclear chromosome. The coding region runs from base 55 to 1176 and encodes 373 amino acids. Gene Ontology annotation, biological process: chromatin remodeling.